AUGCUUCCCAAGCAAGGUAGACGGGAAGGGGGGAAGGGCACAAGGGGCGAUGGGCGCGAGGGGGGAUGCGGCGCAAGGGGGGAUGCGGCGCAAGGGGGGAUGCGGCGCAAGGGGGGAUGGAUAGUGGCGGUGGCGCCGUUUGGACAGCAGAGAGCAGAGAGCAGCCAACGCACUCAUGCCACCCCUGCUGCCAUCUCGCCAUACCUUCCCUUGCUGCCCUCCCCUAGGACAGUGGCGGCAGUGGCAGAGGAGGCGGGGGGUGGGCAUCGAGUGGAUGGCAUGGGAGUGGAUGGCAUGGGAGUGGAUGGCAUGGGAGUGGAUGGCAUGGGAGUGGAUGGCAUGGGAGUGGAUGGCAUGGGAGUGGAUGGCAUGGGAGUGGAUGGCAUGGGAGUGGAUGGCAUGGGAGUGGAUGGCAUGGGAGUGGAUGGCAUGGGAGUGGAGUGGCGUUGA
Messenger RNA from Closterium sp. Naga37s-1, 450 nucleotides. NCBI's taxonomy places the organism in Eukaryota, Viridiplantae, Streptophyta, Zygnematophyceae, Desmidiales, Closteriaceae. The record is from the annotation of a GenBank genome assembly.